Molecule: messenger RNA, 2359 nt
Organism: Eucalyptus grandis
Lineage: Eukaryota; Viridiplantae; Streptophyta; Magnoliopsida; Myrtales; Myrtaceae
Product: threonine--tRNA ligase, chloroplastic/mitochondrial 2-like
Biological process (GO): threonyl-tRNA aminoacylation
Cellular component (GO): chloroplast stroma; mitochondrion; cytoplasm
Molecular function (GO): ATP binding; threonine-tRNA ligase activity
Source: RefSeq, a predicted model, not a curated record
GCAACAUCAUCAUCAAGAAUCAAGGAUUUAGCUGAGGAAGCAUUCCCUCCGCUCCGAGCGAAGGCCGCCAUGUUCGCUGUCCACUGGAUGGCCACGUCCCAUCCUCUCUCCUCUUCCGUCCUCCUCUCGAGCCCCUCCUCUUCUCGCCCUCCUCGAAUCCCCGCCCUCUCGGCCGCGAAACGCCUCGUUCCGUCGGUCCCGAGGCGGCUCGCGGCGAGCGGGCUCGGGGGUUCGGGAGUCCGCGGCGAGAAAUGGGGUGGGGCCCCUUCGGUGCGCUGUGCCGUGGCCACGGAGUCGGCGGCUCAGUCCGCGAGCACGCGCGAGGCCGAGAGCUUGGAAGAGACCCGGAAAGGAGAGGAGGAGAGGAUCGUCUUGCCCACCAACGAGUCGUCGGAUAGGCUUCUGCGAAUUCGCCACACGUGCGCGCAUGUGAUGGCCAUGGCUGUUCAAAAGCUCUUCCCAGAUGCGAAAGUGACGAUCGGGCCAUGGAUAGACAAUGGAUUUUAUUAUGAUUUUGAUAUGGAGCCAUUGACAGAUAAAGAUUUGAAGAGAAUUAAGAAGGAAAUGGACCGUAUCAUUGGGAAAAAUUUACCCCUUGUAAGAGAAGAAGUUUCCAAAGAUGAAGCUCAGAGAAGAAUUACGGCGAUGAAUGAACCCUACAAAAUGGAGAUACUGGAAAGUAUCAAGGAAGAACCGAUUACCAUAUAUCAUAUUGGAAAUGAAUGGUGGGACCUGUGUGCUGGUCCUCAUGUUGAAUCUACGGGAAACAUUAAUCGGAAAGCUGUCGAACUGGAGUCUCUUGCUGGUGCUUACUGGAGGGGAGAUGAAAAGAGACAAAUGCUGCAGAGGAUCUAUGGCACGGCCUGGGAGAACGAGGAACAGUUGAAAGCAUAUCUUCACUUUAAAGAGGAGGCAAAACGCCGGGAUCACAGGCGCAUUGGCCAAGAUCUCGAUCUCUUCUCCAUUCAGGAAGAAGCUGGUGGAGGAUUGGUGUUCUGGCAUCCAAAAGGUGCCAUUAUACGACACAUUAUUGAGGACUCCUGGAAGAGGAUUCAUAUGGAACACGGUUAUGAUCUCUUGUAUACUCCACACGUCGCAAGGGCACAUCUUUGGAAGACCAGUGGUCAUUUGGACUUUUACAAAGAAAAUAUGUAUGACCAGAUGAACAUUGAGGAUGACCUCUACCAGCUUCGUCCUAUGAAUUGCCCCUAUCACAUAUUGGUCUACAAAAGGAAGCUCCACUCUUAUCGUGAUUUUCCCAUCAGGGUUGCAGAGUUGGGAACAGUGUACAGAUAUGAGUUGUCUGGAAGCUUACAUGGGCUAUUUCGUGUAAGAGGUUUCACACAGGAUGACGCCCACAUAUUUUGUCUAGAAGAUCAAAUCAGAGGUGAAAUCAGGGGAGUUCUGGACCUCACAGAAAGAAUUUUACUCCAGUUUGGCUUUAGCAAAUACGAGGUUAAUCUAUCUACCAGACCAGAGAAAGCUGUCGAUGAUGAUAUAUGGGACAAGGCUACAACUGCUCUUAGAGAAGCUUUAGAUGACAAAGGAUGGAGCUACCAAAUUGAUGAAGGUGGCGGUGCAUUUUAUGGUCCAAAGAUUGAUCUUAAGAUUGAGGAUGCUCUUGGAAGGAAGUGGCAGUGCUCGACCAUACAGGUUGACUUUAAUCUUCCCCAGCGGUUUGAUAUUACCUAUGUGGACUCAAAUUUAGAGAAGAAGCGGCCUAUCAUGAUCCACAGGGCAGUGCUUGGAUCGCUUGAGCGGUUCUUUGGGGUCCUUAUAGAGCACUAUGCAGGAGAUUUUCCAUUAUGGCUUUCUCCAAUACAAGCUCGAAUUUUGCCAGUUACGGACAACCAGCUUGAUUUCUGCAAUGAGGUGACGCGAAAAUUGAAAAAGAAUGAGGUUAGAGCUGAAGUUUGUCAUGGUGAGCGCUUGCCAAAACUGAUCAGAAAUGCCGAGAAGCAGAAGAUACCAUUGAUGGCAGUCGUGGGCCCCAAGGAAGUCGAAACUGGAACCGUGACGGUCAGGUCUAGAUUUGGCGGGGAACUCGGGAGUAUAACCAUCGAUGACUUUAUCUACAGAAUCACAAAGGCCAGCGAAAACAGAACCUCGUUUUGAAUUUCCCGAGAAUGAAAAAGGAGUCCGUAGGCGCUGUUUAUUUUCCAGAGGCGAAUACAACUGGUAGGAAAAUAAAAGAAGGGGAGCAAAAAACCGCGAUAUAGAUAACAAUUUGAGCACUGGCGGGUUAUUGUAACAAAUUUUUCUGUACAUGUGUUCAUCAGAGUUCUGUAUAUAUUCCACUUAUGAAAAACGGUAUCGAUAUCUUUCCAAGCUUCUAAUGAACGACACUACUUGUGUUUGA